AUGGCAUCAGCAGGCGCAGAGAGGCAGCCAGGGGCCCAGAAGGGAGCAGCUCUGGGGCUGGCUCAGGUGGUUAAGAGCCCUGAGGUGACUCAGGCUUGAGCCUGUCCAGUGUUGGGAGACCAGUGCCUGGUGCCAGGACAUGAGGCCUGCAGGACCCCGGGUCAAGACGAGUGUCCAAAUGGAUGUAGCUAUGAGCCAGAGCUUCAGGAGGAAGGACCCAAGCUGGAAGAAGAGGGGCUGGAUCCAGAAGUGGAGGCACGAGAGGAGAGAGGCCCCAGACCUAUGGCCUUCAUUGUGAGGCCCAGCCAGAGACCAAAGAGGAAGCCCUUCAAGAGCCAGAAGCUGAAAGCUGUCUCCUCAGGCCUCCCAGGGCUUAGCCACCAUGCCCAUCCUAGGACCGAAGCUGAGCUACCACCAGGUUUGCUGAUGCAGAGGGAGGAGCCAGAGGGCAGCCAGAGUGAGCCUUCACCAUCUGCCAAACAGCACAAAAAAGCCAAGAAGCGAAAGAGUCUGGGGGCUCCUAUGGUCCCAGCUGUGGCCAGCACAGCAUCUACACCCCCAGAAACAUUGGGGCUGGAGUGAAAGACCCAUCGCCUGCGGCCACUCUACCAAUACAUCAACUAUUGCAACCCUGAGUUGAACCUGGCAGAGGAGGAGGACAGGGAGGCAGAGAUGGAGCCUGAGUCAGAGAUGGCCCUGGUUCCUGAAGAGGCAGGGGUGGAGCAGCUACAGGCCUUGCUGCCCAUGGCAGGUGAGCUGGGCUUAGGCCUCACUUUGCAGUGCCCCAGUGUGUUAGUGACCCCCACCCAUGCUCUUGCUUCCUCCCUGGGAGAGGAGGCUGGAGAGGAGGCUGGGUUUUUUUCCAGCCUGAGGGUGAGUGGCAGCUUCAAGGCUGAGAUGGAUAAGUCAACCCAGGUGGACAUUGACAAGAUGCUGAGUGUCUGCACUGCUCCCCUGGUGCCUCCACUCUCCCCUCAGUACAAGUGACCGUCUGCCUUUGGAGCCUCCUCCCAUGCCUGAACCAGGGCUGUAGCCUGUUGGACCAGGCCAUU
Molecule: messenger RNA, 1052 nt
Organism: Castor canadensis (American beaver)
Lineage: Eukaryota; Metazoa; Chordata; Mammalia; Rodentia; Castoridae
Source: RefSeq, a predicted model, not a curated record